AUGUCCUACCAGACCCUGUCACACAUCAUAUUGAAAGACCUCGUGUUUGCCCUUCCCCAUGCGUAUGGCUACAACUUGAUUAUUAGCUCUUUGAGCCGCGCGGCGGGCGGGGAGGCGCGGGCGACGGCCGAGCUCCCCCACGCGGCAGCUCUGGCGGGCGGCGCCCCCGCGCUCGCUGCUGGGCGUGCAGGUCGCCGCGGCUGCAGGGAAGGCGCCGCCGAGCGCCGCGCACAGCCCGCCCGCGGCAGCGCGUGUGUCCGCCGGGCUCUCCGGCGCCACCAGCCCCGCGUCGCAGCCAGCCGGUUCUCCUACGUUCCCAGCCCGGCUCUCCAGCGCGCCCAGCCGGCUCUCCAGCGCGCCCAGCCGGCUCUCCUGCGUGGUCAUCCCAGCUCUCCUGCGCGCCCAGCCCCGCUCUCCUGCGUGGCCAUCCCCGCUCUCCUGCGCGCCCAGCCGGCUCUCCUGCGUGGCCAUCCCCGCUCUCCUGCGCGCCUAGCCGGCUCUCCUGCGCGCCCAGCCCCGCUCUCCUGCGUGGCCAUCCCGGCUCUCCUGCGCGCCCAGCCCCGCUCUCCUGCACCGCCAGUUCUUCGGCGCGAACAGCCCAGCCAUCCAGGGACGCCUGUGCCGCCUGUGCCGCACGUCGUCGGACCCCUCAUUCCGGCCGCUCUUUACUUUCCCGUGCCUGACCUGCAUGGGAAGUUGGGGGAAAUGGACAGGGUCGUGCUGGGGUGGAUCGCUGUCUUCUGGCUAACAGCCGUGGCCGAAGGCCUCCAGGUGACAGUGCCCGACAAGAGGAAGGUGGCCAUGCUCUUCCAGCCCGCGGUGCUUCGCUGCCACUUCUCCACCUCCUCCCAUCGGCCUGCCGUCGUGCAGUGGAAGUUCAAGUCCUACUGCCAGGAUCGCAUGGGGGAGUCCUUGGGCAUGUCCUCCCCUCGGGCCCAGUCACUCAGCAAGAGGAACCUGGAAUGGGACCCCUACUUGGACUGUUUAGACAGCAGGAGGACAGUCCGAGUGGUGGCUUCAAAACAGGGCUCCACUGUUACCCUGGGAGACUUCUACAGGGGCAGAGAGAUCACCAUUGUUCACGAUGCAGAUCUUCAAAUUGGAAAGCUCAUGUGGGGCGACAGUGGGCUCUAUUACUGUGUCAUCACCACCCCCGAUGACCUGGAGGGCAAGAACGAGGACUCGGUGGAGCUGCUGGUGUUGGGCAGGACAGGGCUGCUUGCUGAUCUCUUGCCCAGUUUUGCUGUGGAGAUUAUGCCAGAGUGGGUGUUUGUGGGCCUGGUGAUCCUGGGAGUCUUCCUCUUCUUCGUCCUGGUGGGGAUCUGCUGGUGCCAGUGCUGUCCCCAUAGCUGCUGCUGCUACGUCCGCUGCCCGUGCUGCCCAGACUCCUGCUGCUGCCCUCAGGCCUUGUAUGAAGCAGGGAAAGCGGCCAAGGCCGGGUACCCUCCCUCUGUCUCCGGUGUCCCUGGCCCUUUCUCCAUCCCCUCUGUCCCUUUGGGAGGAACCCCCUCAUCUGGCAUGCUGAUGGACAAGCCGCAUCCACCUCCCUUGGCACCCAGUGACUCCACAGGAGGAAGCCACAGUGUUCGCAAAGGUUACCGGAUCCAAGCCGACAAAGAGAGAGACUCCAUGAAGGUCCUGUACUAUGUGGAGAAGGAGCUGGCUCAGUUUGACCCAGCCAGAAGGAUGCGAGGCAGAUAUAACAACACCAUCUCAGAACUCAGCUCCCUGCAUGAAGAGGACAGCAGCUUCCGCCAGUCUUACCAUCAGAUGAGGAGCAAGCAAUUCCCCGUGUCUGGGGACCUGGAGAGCAAUCCUGACUACUGGUCGGGUGUCAUGGGAAGCAGCAGUGGGGCCAGCAGGGGACCCUCAGCCCUGGAGUAUAACAAAGAGGAUCGGGAGAGCUUCCGGCACAGCCAGCAGCGCUCCAAGUCCGAGAUGCUGUCGCGGAAGAACUUCGCCCCCGGGGUGCCCGCAGUCUCCAUGGACGAACUGGCGGCCUUCGCCGACUCCUACGGCCCGCGGCGCCACGCCGACGGCAAUGGCCUGGAGCCGCGGGCCGGCAGCCGCUUCGAGCGCGCGCGCACGGGCCUCCUCCAGGACGGGCCGCUGGAGGAGCUGUACGGGCGCGGCCGCAGCCGCGAGCCGCUGGACGCAGAGCGCGGCUGGCCGGAGGACGCGCCCCUGCCGCGCCUGGUGAGCCGCACGCCGGGCACCGCGCGCAAGUACGAGCACGCGUACCUGGGCGGCGCGUCCGAGCGGGCCGAGGGCGCUGGCCGCGGCGGCAGCCUGGAGACGCCCGCGCGGCGCGGCGCGCAGCUCGGCCCGCGCAGCGCCUCCUACUACGCCUGGUCGCCGCCCGCCCCCUUCGAGUCCCGGCCCGGCGACGCGGAGCUCGAGCCCGACGACACGCUGCCGCCCUACAGCGAGCGGGAGCUGAGCCGCGGCCCGUCCUGGCGCAGCCGCGACCUGCCGCACCACGGCGGCUCGGAGAAGCGCAGGAAGAAGGAGCCCGCCAAGAAAACGAGUGAGUUUCCAACCAGGAUGUCCCUUGUGGUCUGAUGUUUUCAAGAUGUCUUUGGAGGACCAGAAGUCAGACACAGACUACAGCGACAAGAUGCAAGCCAGCAGGCCAGGACCUUCUCUGGCCACCACCUUGGAAGAUCUACUCAUCUCUGCUUCGGCCGGGGACAGGAGGCAGCCUUUCAGGAGGCUGAUUCCAAACCUCAGUGCCCCUCUAGCUGGUUUGAGAAGCUCAUCAAGAAGACCACAUGUGCAACAGUGCACACCGAGUGUCUCCCCCAGUUUCUCCUGCCCAGUCUCCUUCCUGAGUGGAACCAGGACUUCACUUCCUAGUCAGAAAGAGUCAGCGCCCUGGACUGCUGGUCUCCAGAAACUGCCUGAGCCUACAGUAUGCUUUUCUGUACUCCCGUGCUAUGCCUGGCAACUGAAGAAUGUACUGCCAUUAGAAGGUCCGCUGGUGGGCAGAGAUAAUUUCAAGGCAAAAUAUCCCUUUUACCCCAAUGCUUCCCAGUCACUAGCCAGUGACUGUCACUACACUAGAACCAGAGAGCUUCUGGUGACCUCAGUGACAGUGACCUCCCAGACUAUCAUAGAAGUGGCUUCAAUUUGCUGUUCUGAAUCACAAUUCUCCAGUGACAUAACAGAGUAGUAUACCAUUUUGAAAACCUGUCUAAGUGGUAUUUCUUUUCUCAUUCUGAGGACAUAACACUGCUCUUUCUCAUUCUGCUGCACCUGUCAACAUCUGAGUCUUGCACCUUAUGGACUCUUCUUUUCCUCUCCUCUCCUGGACUUGCCAUAGGUUGGUGCCAUAUACAAAGCCCCACCUGUCUGCACUCUGAUUAAGUUGUCAUCAGGUGCCUUUGGUAUUGCUUAAAUUGCACACAUGGAUGAGAAGAGAGAGAAAACAAGAGGAGAAAUAAGUUAUGCACAAUGGAAAAGAAUGAGAAAGAAUUCGAGAGGAAAAGAAUGCCCAGUCUGAUUAUGUUUUGAAUGUGGGGCAUCAUCCCAUAAUUGCCACUCAGUCUUUCCUGGUUUUCAUUUACUGAGUUCUUUCUGCCACCCUGGUUCUGCCAUGGUUGGGGGUGAGCCCGCAGCUCUUGGCAUCACUGGGCUGCCGGCAAGGAUGCUUUGGCAGAUGACGGGUAUCGUCUUCUCGGAAAGGAGCCCUUCCUGUUCCUACUCUUGCCUAAAUCCCAAAGCAAGAACCUUUUGGAUUUUGUAAUUUGUAGAUUGCAAAAAUAGCCAAGAACUUUUCCCUUCUCACUGAGAAGUGGAAGUCUUUUUAUCCACCCCUGAAUUUGGAGUUGGCCAGGUGGUUUGAUCUGACCAUGGCCCAGUAGCAAAUGUAACCUAAGCAGAGACUUGAAAGGUUCUUGUGCAUUCAGUUUGUCCUCACUUGCUGCUCUUGGGAACCUUGCAGCCACCACCAGGAGAAGGAGCCUGGACUCUCCUGCUGCAUGAUGAGAGAAAAGGGCCUCGUUACCCUGUCCCCCUGUGUGACAGCUUGUCUGCCCUCUGCUGAUUGCAGAUGUGAGAGUCCAGCCAAAACCAUGGAAGAAUGGCCUAGCUGAGCAGGGCCAGCUGCUGAUCCCUUCUCAAGGCAGGAGAAGUUGGUGCACCCUCUGUGUUCAUUUUUCUUCAAAGACAAAACUGACUCUUCUCAUUGGCAUGUUCUGCCCUGAUUCUAUUCCUCCAUCCACUUUAGGUGUCUCUCAGCCUCCACUUCCUUUUUAUCACAGCCUUUCACCCUGUGCUGUUGUGAUGGAACAUGUGGCUGGGUUGAGUCACCAGAGGAGGCUCGUCCUGGUCGUCUCCAAACCCAGCAGUGGUCCAUUCCCUGUCCGUGGGUCCAUGGACAGCCUCUGAAGAAGCUUGCUCAGCACCUCCUUGGUCUUCUCCAGAGCCACCUGCCAAGACCACAGAGUGCCAUUCUAGUUUCUGUUCUUCAUGACAUUUUCAAAAGGUCCUUCAUGUACAGUGUUACAAAGAAGCAGCUGGGGAGGAUCAGAGGGAUGAGCUGGAUCACUGCACAGAGGAGAACUGGCCUACCAAAGGACUUCAGGUCUCUCUGGCCUGCCCCAGAGGAACCAUGAGGACAGUUCAGCCCAGUUCUGGCCCUUCCAAGGGCUGGAAGACACAAGCCAUAACCCUGGUGCUGAGUUUCAGACUUGACAAUGUCCCUGGCCUCGGAAAGCCUAGGUCUGGUCUAUCUGGGCCCCAGUUCAGAUGGAAAAUGCUGCCAGCCCUGGAUCUCCCUUGCUCAGGCCAUUCUGCUGAGCACUGGACAGCUGACCACAGUGGCCAUUACGGCUUUAUAACUGAGCACUGUGCUAGGCUUCUCACCACCAAAGAGCCCCACAGCACCAGCUGCAGAGACCCAAUGUGUUGCUUUGUAAAGCCAGGGACAUGUGAGAUUUUGGUGACAGUUGAGAAGAGCAGUGGGAAAGAGUUAUUAAAAUUGGAUGCCUACAAUUUCAAAGACCACAAAACUAAAGACAGGAAAUAAAAAAUGCAAAGGUAGAGGGCUGUGGAAAGAACCUAGCAGGUGGUGGAAUUGCUGGAGUCACACAGGGGCCAGCUUGUUCUCUGUGGGGCUGCAGGAGUCACCCAUCAGACAGAAGGCGGCCGUCUCUGGGUGUGUAACAAGGUGUAAGGUGAAUAAACAAGGCAAAGCCAGCUCUUCUCAAUGCCAGGCUCUUUUCUCACCUCCUUUCUUCAUUCCCCCUGAAGACUGCGUCCUGCAUAGGAAGGGCCUGGAUGCUAGCAUCCUCCCUAGGUUUUAUUGGGGCUUAAGUCCUGUGUAAGACGUGGUCUCCGUCCACUGGGGCCAUGCAGUUUAAUAAGGGAAAUGAGAUGGGCCCGAGAAAGAAUUGGAGUUCGUGCACAGGAUAGGAAAUAGUGCUACGGAUAAAUUACAUUAAACCCAGAGAUUUAAAAGUUUCUUUAAAUGGGAAUAUUUUGAUAUUUAAGUGUUGUGUGUGUUUGUCCAUCAUCCCAUUAAAAGACAUGCUCAAUCAA
Molecule: messenger RNA, 5541 nt
Organism: Marmota flaviventris (yellow-bellied marmot)
Lineage: Eukaryota; Metazoa; Chordata; Mammalia; Rodentia; Sciuridae
Gene: Ildr2
Product: immunoglobulin like domain containing receptor 2
Biological process (GO): pancreas development
Cellular component (GO): membrane
Source: RefSeq, a predicted model, not a curated record